UGGAGUGGGCGCAGGGCGCACGCGUGUUACGUGUGUGCCAGAGAUUCACAACUCAGACGGCGGGUGUGGUGUGUUGUUGUGUUAUCCGAAUCCAUUCAAUUCUUUGCUGGGAAAUUGCUGCAGUUGACUAAUUGGAGGUGUAAUUUUGUGGUCUAAGGUGAAGUAAAACAUCACCGGUCAGCCAUGAGUUACAUGCAAGCAAACCAGAACAGACCCAUGUCUCAUGGCAACUACCAGAGUGGACCCGAUCUGCCCAUAGGCUCUGCCAAAGAGCAAACCCUAAUGUGGCAGCAGAAUUCGUAUUUAGGCGACUCCGGAAUCCAUUCGGGGUCUGCCACACAGGUUCCUUCACUGACAGGAAAGGAGGACGAAGAGAUGGAUCUUUUCGAUAUGGACCAGGGGUAUACGCAGGGUUUCACCGCUGAUCAAGUCGAUGAAAUGAACAAUCAGCUGAACCAGACUCGCUCGCAGCGUGUGCGUGCCGCGAUGUUCCCGGAAACUCUCGACGAAGGCAUCGAGAUUCCAUCCACACAAUUCGAUCCUGGACAUCAGACAGCUGUUCAACGUCUGGCGGAACCCAGCCAGAUGCUGAAACAUGCCGUGGUUAACUUGAUCAACUACCAGGACGAUGCUGAUUUAGCCACCAGGGCAAUUCCUGAGCUGAUCAAGUUGCUUAAUGAUGAGGAUCAAGUUGUGGUUUCGCAAGCAGCCAUGAUGGUGCACCAGUUAUCGAAGAAGGAGGCUUCACGACAUGCAAUCAUGAACAGUCCGCAGAUGGUAGCUGCUUUGGUCCGGGCCAUCUCCAAUUCCAACGACCUGGAAACAACCAAAGGAGCUGUCGGCACUUUGCACAAGUUGUCUCACCAUCGUCAAGGUCUUCUGGCAAUUUUCAAGAGCGGUGGUAUUCCGGCUCUCGUAAAGUUGCUCAGCUCACCGGUUGAGAGCGUGCUGUUCUACGCAAUCACCACUCUGCAUAACUUGCUGUUGCAUCAGGAUGGCUCUAAGAUGGCAGUGCGGUUGGCUGGAGGGUUACAGAAGAUGGUCGCACUCCUGCAGAGGAAUAACGUCAAGUUUUUGGCCAUCGUCACGGACUGUUUGCAGAUUUUGGCUUAUGGUAAUCAAGAAAGUAAGUUGAUCAUCUUGGCAUCGCAAGGACCCAUCGAAUUGGUGCGCAUCAUGCGUUCAUAUGACUACGAGAAGUUGCUGUGGACUACUUCAAGAGUUUUGAAGGUUUUAUCAGUAUGCAGUAGUAACAAACCGGCAAUAGUCGAGGCUGGAGGUAUGCAAGCUUUGGCCAUGCACUUGGGAAAUCCCAGCCAGCGUUUGGUGCAGAAUUGCUUGUGGACAUUGAGGAAUUUGUCCGACGCAGCAACGAAGGUCGAUGGAUUGGAGGGACUUCUUCAAUCCCUCGUUCAGGUCCUUCAGUCGCAGGACGUUAACGUCGUAACCUGUGCUGCUGGAAUCCUUUCAAACUUAACUUGCAAUAACCAACGCAACAAGGUGACAGUUUGCCAAGUGGGUGGUGUCGAUGCUCUCGUCCGCACCAUUGUGCAAGCUGGUGACCGCGAAGAAAUCACCGAACCGGCAGUUUGUGCUCUCAGGCACCUGACCUCUCGUCACGUGGAAUCCGAGAUGGCUCAGAAUGCCGUUCGUUUGAACUACGGCAUACAAGUGAUCGUGAAACUCCUGAAUCCUCCAUCACGUUGGCCAUUGGUGAAGGCCGUCAUUGGAUUGAUCCGCAAUCUGGCCCUUUGCUCGGCCAAUCAUGCACCGUUGAGAGAGCACGGAGCCAUUCAUCAUCUGGUGCAGCUGCUCAUGCGAGCUUUCCAGGAUACACAAAGGCAAAGGGCAAGUGUGGCCAGUGGAGGCAGUCAACAAGCAGGAACAUACGCGGAUGGUGUUCGCAUGGAAGAGAUUGUCGAAGGAACGGUGGGCGCCUUGCACAUCCUUGCUAGAGAGUCGCACAACCGCAGCAUCAUCAGAACGCAAAUGGUCAUACCCAUAUUCGUUCAGCUGUUGUUCAACGACAUCGAGAAUAUACAACGCGUUGCAGCCGGAGUUCUUUGCGAACUCGCCGCGGAUAAAGAAGGCGCAGAAAUGAUCGAACAGGAAGGUGCCACAGCACCACUGACAGAACUUCUGCAUUCACGAAAUGAAGGUGUUGCAACGUACGCAGCAGCAGUAUUAUUCCGUAUGAGCGAGGACAAGCCGCAGGAUUACAAGAAGAGGCUCUCCAUGGAGCUCACAAAUUCCCUCUUCAGGGAGGAGAACGUCUGGAACGCGGAUCUGGGCAUGGCACCCGAUUUACAGGACAUUUUGAGUCCUGACCAACCCUAUGAUAACCUCUAUGCACAAGGGCCCCCUAGCGUCCACAGCAGUCACGGUGGUAGGCCAUACCAGCAACAAGGGUAUGACCAGAUACCAAUAGACAUGCAAGGUCUUGAGAUCGGGUCCCACGGAGGCGGAAACGGGUCUACGUUCAGCGCCAUCGAGGCAAUGGAAUUAAAUGCAGAGCCUGAUUUGAACUUCGAGCACAUAGAUCCGCUUCCGACGCCACCACAGGACAACAACCAGGUUGCGGCCUGGUACGACACCGACCUCUAAGUAUAGAAACAGCAAUUUUUUGACCCACAUUUUCCAAAAUGAUAAAGAAAACAACAACAUGAAGACAACAAAAAAAAAAUAAACG
Molecule: messenger RNA, 2689 nt
Organism: Nicrophorus vespilloides
Lineage: Eukaryota; Metazoa; Arthropoda; Insecta; Coleoptera; Silphidae
Product: armadillo segment polarity protein
Exons: 9
Coding region: 184-2604 (806 amino acids)
Biological process (GO): positive regulation of transcription by RNA polymerase II; cell adhesion
Cellular component (GO): catenin complex; adherens junction
Molecular function (GO): protein phosphatase binding; transcription coactivator activity; cadherin binding
Source: RefSeq, a predicted model, not a curated record